AUGGCUCCCGCCAAAAAAACCGUGCCUCUCCCCGCCAAGCUCUCCACGCUCGUGCGGCUGCCCCAGUUUUUCUGGUUCUUGGGCCACUUUUUGAGCGUUUUUCUCUUUGUUCUACUCCAAGUGGUGUCGUUUUUCAGCCGCCCAUGGACGAUUUUCCUCUACCGAGCCGUGCUCGGCGCGGAGUUGGUGGCGUACGGCAUUGUGGUCAAACAGCUGGGUUUUUUCCGGCGCUCGGCGGUGAAGGUGCAGCUGCUUCACGACGAAAACGUCCAGUACUUUGUAUUUGCCGUAGUGUUGGCCGUGGCCAGCUACAAAUUGGGGCCGUGGCUGAAGGCGCUCUAUUCGUAUGCCAUCUUCUCGUUUUUUCAUGUCAUGGCCUACUGCCAGUCGCAUCUCUUGGAGGUGAUGCCUAUUCCCAUUGCGACCCAGGCAGCCUGGAGCGACCGAAUCACAUACAUUUCGGCCAACUAUAAUCAGCAGGCGUUGUACUUUGCCGCGAUGAACGAGGUGUUUUUGUUGUACGACUUUUUGUGGGCCGUGCCCACGCUUUUGUUCAAGAUCUUCCGUGAUCCAGUGUAUGUGGUGGUCCAGGCGGCGCUCAUGGUGGCCGUGGCGAUGUUUUUGAAGUUGCGCUAUGUCCACUCGGCGCACACCAAGACGAUAUUGGCGCAGUUGGAUGCGCGGGUGUCGGCGUUGUUGAGCCACCCGGUGGUUCCGCCGGCGUUGUUGCAGUUGUACAGCGUGCAAUUCAAGGGUAUUGUGGCGGCAAUCACGGAUCUGCUUCCCACUCCCGUGCAGCUUACUAAAAAGACCCAGUAG
Molecule: messenger RNA, 819 nt
Organism: Australozyma saopauloensis
Lineage: Eukaryota; Fungi; Ascomycota; Pichiomycetes; Serinales; Metschnikowiaceae
Exons: 1
Coding region: 1-819 (272 amino acids)
Biological process (GO): endoplasmic reticulum tubular network organization; membrane organization
Cellular component (GO): membrane; endoplasmic reticulum
Source: RefSeq, a predicted model, not a curated record